AUGUUCCCUACUAAAUUGACUGUACUUCUCGUCAUCAUUGGACUCGUAAUGUCAGCUCCACAAGGAGGUCAACAAGAGAGACAAGAAGGUGGACAAGGAGGACAGGGUGGUCGUGGAGGAUCAACGCCUUCUGGAGGAAUCGGAGGAUUCGGAGGACAACAAGGACAACAAGGUGGACAAGGAGGUUUCGGAGGAAAUAAUGAAUCGAGUUUCGGAGGACAACAAGGAGGUCAACAGGGAGGACAAGGAGGUCAGGGAGGUUUCGGUGGACAACCACAAAAUAAUUGA
Messenger RNA from Caenorhabditis remanei, 288 nucleotides. RefSeq lists its product as uncharacterized. The record is from RefSeq and is a predicted model, not a curated record. Bases 1 to 288 code for a protein of 95 amino acids. The transcript has a single exon. NCBI's taxonomy places the organism in Eukaryota, Metazoa, Nematoda, Chromadorea, Rhabditida, Rhabditidae.